Molecule: messenger RNA, 1116 nt
Organism: Triticum dicoccoides
Lineage: Eukaryota; Viridiplantae; Streptophyta; Magnoliopsida; Poales; Poaceae
Product: auxin-responsive protein IAA1-like
Exons: 5
Coding region: 113-721 (202 amino acids)
Biological process (GO): regulation of DNA-templated transcription
Cellular component (GO): nucleus
Source: RefSeq, a predicted model, not a curated record
CGGGCCGCACAAAGCUGGACCAGAGGCAGCAUUCGCAGCAGCAGAAGACGACGACGCCGACGCGCGCGGAGCUCGAGAGAGGCUGACGACGAGGACGACGACGCCGGUGGCCAUGUCGGCGGAGACGGAGCGGAGCUCCACGGAGUCGUCCGCGGCGUCCGGGCUCGACUUCGAGGACACCGCGCUCACGCUCACCCUGCGCCUGCCCGGCGACCCCGACCGCAAGCGCGGCGCCUCCUCCUCCUCCUGCUGCUCCCUCGCCGACCGCUCCUCCCUCCUCGCCGAGGCUCCGCCGGCCCCCAAGGCGCGGGUGGUGGGCUGGCCGCCGGUGAGGUCGUUCCGCAAGAACGCGCUCGAGAACGUCGCCGCCGGGUCCACCAGGGCGGCCUGCGCGCCGGCCAAGUUCGUCAAGGUGGCCGUCGACGGCGCGCCCUACCUGCGCAAGGUGAACCUGCGGGACUAUGCCGGCUACGACCAGCUCCUCCGCGCGCUCCAGGGCAAGUUCUGCUCCCACUUCACCAUCAGGAAGUUCGCGAAUGACGAGAUGAAGCUGGUGGACGCGGUGAACGGGACGGAGUACGUGCCCACCUACGAGGACAAGGACGGCGACUGGAUGCUCGUCGGCGACGUCCCCUGGAAGAUGUUUGAGGAAGCCUGCCAACGCGUCCGCCUGAUGAAGAACUCCGAGGCCGUGAACAUAGCACCCAGAGCUGCCCGGUGAGGCAUGCUACGGACGGUGCUGCCUGAAAGGAGGAGGCUUUGCUCUGCCGAGGAGAUAGGAAUGUGUACAGCUAUCGGUUACUUACUGCUUUGGGUUUACUUGAUGCUCUUGGGUCGUGAAAAGUUGUUGGUUUCAUUACUCGUCUGUAGCAGCACCACUAUAGUCUCUACUACUACCACAUAUAGAAGAUGGUGAUGGUGAAAGAAAGUACUGGGAGCUUGAAAUAUACACCUUUUUACAUAUAGUUUGUUGGUUUGUUUGUUUGUCUCUUGAUGAAUAAGACCAAACUUGCAUUACUCGGUGUUCUCUGCGCACCGUCGCGAGCGAGGUUACCUGUGACACCACAGGUGUUGCCUUUGGCUUUGCCUUGGUAAAUCUGAGUUUUUUUGUGUGUG